Messenger RNA from Babesia bovis T2Bo, 1601 nucleotides. Its product is annotated as putative peptidyl-prolyl cis-trans isomerase cyclophilin. Gene Ontology annotation, cellular component: catalytic step 2 spliceosome; Prp19 complex; post-mRNA release spliceosomal complex. Lineage: Eukaryota; Apicomplexa; Aconoidasida; Piroplasmida; Babesiidae. Gene Ontology annotation, biological process: protein peptidyl-prolyl isomerization. Bases 35 to 1561 code for a protein of 508 amino acids. The transcript has 3 exons. Gene Ontology annotation, molecular function: peptidyl-prolyl cis-trans isomerase activity. The record is from RefSeq and is a predicted model, not a curated record.
CCCAUAUGACCAGGACCUACAUAAUAUACACAAAAUGGGCUCCUUAAGAGCCUUUUUCGAUAUUGGUAUAGGUGCCAAUCUUAGUGGUCGUGUAGUAUUUGAUUUUUUUGACGACAGUGGCGAGCGCGUGUUGGAGAACUUCCAAUCUCUCUGCACUGGGAGUGUAACUGGGCUCAUUCGUGGCAAGCGCAAGUCGCUGAGUUACACUGGAUGCCGUGUAUAUUCCGUUGUUCCGGGUAGUCACCUCGAGUGUGGUGACUUUGAGUUUAACAAUGGCGAAGGUGGCUCGAGUGUCUUUGGCGGAUUCUUCCGUGAACCUGCAAAUACACGUCGCCACUCUCACGCGGGUCUCUUGUCAUUAAAGCGCAUGGGUACCAAUGGUUUCGGAUCUCAAUUUUACAUAACUUUCGGUCGGAAUCACCAGCUAGACAAUCAGCAUCACUAUGUAUUCGGUCGAGUUGUAGAGGGUAUGGAGUUUGUGCGUGCUGUUGAGUACGUAUCGACUGAUGCUCGUAAUGUACCUCGUGUUGAGAUUGGCAUUUUGCGCUCUGGUCUUUUGGAGUACAUUCCGCGUCAGGUCGACCACAUGUCGCGCCAGCGUGACUUGGUGAACAACUUGAUGGAGAGUCUGGCUCCAGGUGAUGAAUCCGACGAUUCCGACACUGGAUCUGUUGAGGAGAUUCGUUGCUUAUACACGGGUAAAGUCAUCCGGAAGCGUACACUCCGAGCUGAUUCCGCUGCUGCCAUUGGCAAGCAGUACCUUGCGGACGCCCUUGGCGGCAAGAGUAUCCACUUAAUCCCGGAGUACGACGGUGACAGUGAAUAUCGAUACUACACUGACACCGUUGAGGCGCCUUCGGAGAAGCCUGUUGAGGCAGUAACAGAAGCGCCGGUACCUGAAUCGGACACUUCAGAGUCAGUAUCUAGUGAGGACGAGGGCGACGACCCCUUGUCCAUGAGGCUUCGCUCGUUGGGCAAUAAACUUGAUGAGUGCUCACGUUUAAAUCAUGAUGCCGUAGCCGUUGAGUACGAGCUUGGUGGUGACCCUAAGCGUAUAAACGAGCAUUACAAGGACAUGCUUGGUCUACGUGAGGAUAAUUCAUCGGUCAACUAUAAUCGCAACCCUGGUCUGAACAAGGCCGCUAUCGCAGUAGAGAAGCAGCACGAGCGCGACUUAAAGAAGGAGAAGGGUAAAUCCUUCGGCUGGAAUGUAUUUAACCAAGAUGCUCUUUACCGUGCACACAAGAAAAGGCUCAAGGAAACUGCAUUUAACCGUGAGGAGUACGAGUUACAGAAGGCACAGAUGGGCGAUUUGUUCUACCAGCCGUGUCUGAGUACCACUGAAACUACGGAAGCCGCUAAGCUAGCUGUGGUACACAAUUUAGAGAAGCAGUACAAGCAACGUGAGAAGUUCAGUCGUCGCCGUGCUUUUGAGGAUGACGCCAAGGACGUUUCCUACAUUAACCAGCGCAAUCGUGUAUUUAACCAGAAACUAGACCGAGCUUUCAAGGACCAUUCCGCUGAGAUCAAGGGCAAUUUGGAGCGUGGCACUGCCUUGUGAAGAAUACACACAAAUGUGAGGUCUUACAUUCACUUGUUUC